AUGUCAACAACUCAAAGGAGUGAAAGCAUGAACAAAUUUUUUAAAGAUUAUGUUCGUUCAAGCACCAUGAUUAGUGACUUCAUGUAUCAGUAUGAAAAAGCUAUAGAUGCAUGUUACUUUAAAAAGAAGGAGAAGAAUGUCAAGACUAAAUCUACACAGGAGAUAUUGAAGACACCUCUUAAAAUUGAAGAGAAGGCGGCAAAUGUUUAUACAAAAAAGUCUUUCAUGAUCUUCCAAAAUGAGCUAUUUGACAGUCUAUGGUACCAAGCGAAAAAGUUUUUCAAAGAGGGUGAGACCAAGACAUAUGGAGUGACAGCUUAUGGUAAAGAAACACUUCUUUACCAUGUGAUAUUGGAGGGCGAUGAAGGACAUGCAACAUGUACAUGCCAUAUGUAG
Molecule: messenger RNA, 396 nt
Organism: Juglans microcarpa x Juglans regia
Lineage: Eukaryota; Viridiplantae; Streptophyta; Magnoliopsida; Fagales; Juglandaceae
Product: protein FAR1-RELATED SEQUENCE 5-like
Exons: 1
Coding region: 1-396 (131 amino acids)
Source: RefSeq, a predicted model, not a curated record